AGAGUGAGAGAGACACGAUGGGAGCUUAUUGCAGCGAUGACCUCUCCCUGUCGCCCGCCUACAGCUUCCCCUCCGCUCAGGACUUCAGGCUCUCCAAGCACGUCCACGACAACCUCCACGGCUACGUCUACCUCGAUCCCCUUGCGUUGAAGUUCAUUGAUACCGAACAUUUUCAGAGGCUUCGUGACCUGAAACAGCUUGGUGUGACGAACAUGGUGUAUCCUGGGGCCGUGCAUUCCAGGUUUGAACAUUCUCUCGGGGUGUAUUGGCUCGCUGGCGAAGCUGUUCAAAAGCUCAAAACUUAUCAAGGCUUGGAGCUCGGUAUUGAUCGUUUCGACAUUCAAACGGUUAAAAUUGCUGGACUUCUUCAUGAUGUGGGCCAUGGUCCUUUCAGUCACUUAUUUGAACGCGAGUUCCUUCCCUUGGUUCUUAGAGAUUCCGACUGGAAUCAUGAGGAAAUGUCAGCGAAGAUUGUUGACCAUAUUGUUGACGAGCAUAAAAUCGACAUUGACCCUGAAAUGGUUAAGAAAGUUAAGGACAUGAUAAUUGCCAGCUCAGAGCAUUCACUACCCAAGGGCAAGAAGGAGAAGCUUUAUCUGUAUGAUAUUGUUGCAAACGGUAGAAAUGGGAUCGACGUAGACAAGUUCGAUUACAUUGCGAGAGACUGCCGAGCUUGUGGUCUAGGAUGCAACUUUGAGUUUCAGAGGUUAAUGGAGACGAUGCGGGUCUUGGGUGAUGAGAUUUGCUACCGCGCCAAGGAUUAUCUUACCAUCCACAAGAUGUUUGCAACUCGUGCUGAUCUCUACCGAACAGUCUAUACACACCCAAAAGUAAAGGCAGUAGAGCUUAUGGUGGUAGAUGCUUUGGUGAAGGCACAUGAUCAUUUGGAAAUUUUAUCUUACAUUCACGACCCUCAUGAAUAUUGGAAGUUAGACGACACUAUAAUAAAAACUAUAGAGACAGCUCCAGACCCAGAGCUUAAGGAAGCUAAGGAUUUGAUUCUGCGGAUUCGUAGGAGGAAUUUGUAUCAGUUUUGCAACGAAUAUGCUGUUCCAAAGGACAAACUGGAGCACUUUAAGGCCGUGACUGCACAAGAUAUUGUUUGUUCUCAGAAAAAUACUGGAGUAACCCUAAAAGAAGAGGAUAUCGCUGUAAGCAAUGUUAGGAUUGACUUGACGCGUGGAAGGCAAAAUCCUCUUGAAAGCAUCAACUUUUUCAAGGACUACGAAAGUGAAGAGAAAUUCACCAUACCAGAUGAUCGCAUUAGUCACUUGCUGCCAACAUCCUACCAGGACAUGAUCGUGAGAGUUUAUGCAAAAAAGCCUGAGCUGGUCGGAGCGAUUUCCGACGCCUUUGAGAACUUUCAGUUGAAGACCUAUGGAAUUAAAGCACAGGUACACUCGACACCGGAGAAAAAGAAGCAACGCAUAUCAUGAGGCCUCUAAGUGAGGGUAACAUCUCUAUUCUAGCUGUUAGAGAAUCAUUUGAAGAAUGAAGAUAGGAUAUACAACAGAAAAUCUAUUUCCAGACUGUACCUCCUAGGCCUGUCUUAGUAUUUUAAUACCAUUGCAUCCUUCUCGUCUGUCUAUUCCCUUUUUUUUUGUUUUGGGUCCAAAGAAUCAGAUCAUAUCUAGAAUUGAUAAGUACAGGUGGUGGUCCUCUACGAAAUCUGUAUGUCCUUACGACGUCUGCUUACGUUGAAUAUAACCGUUUCUUCUUUUCCUCUAUUGGCCAAAACAUUGGGUACA
Molecule: messenger RNA, 1748 nt
Organism: Rhodamnia argentea
Lineage: Eukaryota; Viridiplantae; Streptophyta; Magnoliopsida; Myrtales; Myrtaceae
Product: deoxynucleoside triphosphate triphosphohydrolase SAMHD1 homolog
Exons: 21
Coding region: 18-1436 (472 amino acids)
Biological process (GO): dGTP catabolic process
Cellular component (GO): nucleus
Molecular function (GO): dGTPase activity
Source: RefSeq, a predicted model, not a curated record